This is a messenger RNA of Dicrocoelium dendriticum, 7207 nucleotides long. NCBI's taxonomy places the organism in Eukaryota, Metazoa, Platyhelminthes, Trematoda, Plagiorchiida, Dicrocoeliidae. The record is from the annotation of a GenBank genome assembly.
GUGCUCUGUGGGUACCUUUGUGCUCUUUUUAGCUUGUUCAUUUUUCUCUGAAAUCGCUUUUUACCUGUUGAACAUUUCUUCGCAACUUCCCGCAGAAUGUUCGGUGGAUCAAAAACCACCUUUGGUGCACCCGCAAGCUCCGCUUUUGGACAGACUUCCGGUACUCUGUUUGGAUCUACAGCCGGCCAAAACACUAGCAUAUUUGGUCAGGCUACUGGUGGUAUAGGCAGUUCCACCCCGGCUCUUUUUGGUGGUCCUACGCAAACCAAUACAAUGUCAUGGGGAGGCACAGCUGCGAUUCCUGGUGUGGCGUCCGGUGGAACAUCCAUACCUUUUAACCCACCAAUAGCUCCAGAUACUCUCCAACGCGCUGGUCAAUCCACACAAGUAAAUGCGAAGCACAUGUGCAUCACAGCGAUGAAGGAGUAUCAAGAUAAAAGCCUUGAGGAAUUAAGAGCAGAAGACUACGCCCUUAAUCGCCAAAAUGGUCCGGGGGCUACCACCAGCACUUCUUCAUCUCUGUUUGGUGCAUCGACUGCUGUAAAGCCUUUUCAAUUCGGUGCGGCACAAACUACCGGUGCUGGGUCCAUUUUUGGUCAAACGAGUAAACCGUCAAACACUCUGUUCGGUGGAAGUGGUCUCACGUUUGGUGCAGCAACAACAACUGUCUCGUCGGUCUUUGGUCAGCCAGCACAAUCACAAAGCGGCAUUUUGGGCCUGAAGCCCCCAUUCGGCGCCACAUCACAACCAACCAAUUUGUUUGGCACCGCGCCUGCUGCUCAGCCCAGUGGAUUCUCUUUCGGUCAGACCAGCCAAACCGGCUCUGUUUUCGGUACCAAACCGUUGUUCGGUGCCCCCAGCUACGGGAACACGGCUAGCACCGGUCUCUUUGGUACCGCCCAACCAUCCGCCACUGCGACCCCCUCUGGAUUCACCUUUGGUCAGACCCAACAAACCACUGGUCUCGGUGGUACUACUGGCAUUUUUGGACAGAACACAGCAGCUAAACCCAAUCUGUUCGGCGCACAACCAGCUACCAGCACGGUGUUACCUUUCGGUUCAAGUACAGCAAAUGUUUUCGGUGCACCCAAGACUACAGGAAUAACCUUAUUCGGUUCAUCCGCACCCGGUCUAACUGCCGGUCAAACUCAGCAGACAGGAUUUGGCUUCGGCGCUCUAAAACCCACCGGGACAACUGGGUUAUUUGGCUCCCCCGCCGCAUCCACCACUAAACCUGGGGGGAUAUUUGGAGUGGGCGCUCCUACAAGUACGACCGCUGGGUUCGGCUUCGGCACUGGUUUAUCCACCGGCCAACCAACAGCUUUUGGCGACUUUGGAUCAUCAGCUGCCACUAGCAAUGCCGGUCUAUUUGGACAGCCGACCGCGAACAGCCUUGCAGCUAAAAAGACGUUCGACUUCGGAUCGAGUCUCACCAACCAAGGUGCGUCAUCAGCACCAAGCAUAUUCGGUUUCGGUCAAACCAGUCAACCGACUGGAUUGUUCGGUACGGGCACUUCUACCGGUGCUCUGGGCAUUGGUUUGGGAUCAGCCGGUUCCGGAACGGGAACAUUAUUCGGACAACAGACGGGGUUUGGAAUUGGAGCGAAACCAGCUGCUCCCGGUGGAUUCGGCACAGGAUUCGGUUUGGGUAACACAGGUCUGGGCACUAGCGGAUUGGGCUCAGGCAAUUUAUUCGGAUCCACCACAUCAGCUGCCUUAGGGUCCUUCACAUCUACUACACAAUCACUCGGGCUAGGCGGUCUAGGCGGCUUCGGAACGUUGCAACCUGGCCAGAUUGGUGGAGCUCUGACAGGUCUUGCCAACAACUCGGCUAUACAAGCAGCUCAAAGCGUUCGUGCUCAACAGCAAGUUCUCGAACUGGUCCGCAGCAUGCCAUAUGGCCAGUCGCCUCUGUUCCGCUACAUCAAUUUGCCAACAACAUCCGAAUGUUCCAACGAAGUCGGAACGAGACAGUCUUCAGAUCGUGCUGCUCCAUCCGCUACUGGCGCCAGUAUGGUAAUUCCUGCGAAGGCAGCGGUGACUGCUCUAGCUGAACGCCACAAAGCAGCUGGCCUUGCUUUGGGCAUCGUUUCUCCAGGUUCCAUUGGGUCCUCCAUUCCGCUUGAUCGAGGCAUGUGGCCAAAGUCUCGUGCUGUUACACAGCGCUUGUUGCAACUAUCCAAUCGUAGCAAGCUCUUCUCCGGACUCCACGAGGAUGAUAUACUGCUUUCACCAUCUAAUCAAGCCGCUUCCCCUGCACUUCGAUUAAGACGCUCGGCUACAUUAAGCGCUGAUGUCGUUCUCUCAGACAGUCCAAGAUCUGGAUCACAAGGGGCCUUUUUUGUUAGACGAGACGAAUGGAAGAGGCUUCAUCUGCCGGAAAAUCUUCGGAACUCUAUUGUAGAGCGCUCAGUUGCCGCAUCACGAGACACGAAUCGUUUGCUGGAGGCCUCUAUGUGCGGUGAUCGUGAACCCGAGCCGAAUCUGAAUACCAUUCGUUCGGAUGAAGCAUCAACGAGUCCUGAGCUUCAGGGCGUCGAUGGAGACACGCCUGGUCAUUCAGUCAUUACUUCAGUUGUUUCAAUUCCGGUUUCCGUUUCUUCCGUAAAUGCCAUAUCGGGCCUCGGACGUGGUACGGCGUGGCAGAGGAACUCAGUUAGCUCCGUUUCUGGUGCUUUUGGCUUUCGACAAGCCAAAGAAGCUUUGCAAGUAGGGACAGCCGACGACUCGAUUCUCCACGAGGAUUUGGAAAGUACUUGGACAUCACCAUCUGGUAUCAGCGUAGAAAAUUCAUCCGCCCUAGGCAUUGUGAGUCCGUCGCCAUGGAAUCAACAAACACAUAAAUCUCCGCGCGAUACAGCCAGUUCAGUGGACUCGGUACCACCGAAUGGCGUCAAGUUGACCAAGCCCGGUUACUACACACUUCCGACCCCUGAGGAGCUGUCCAGUAUGAUUGAUGCCGAUGGCCGUUGCAUUGUUGAAGAUUUCGUAAUCGGACGUCGUCACUAUGGGCACAUUUUGUUUCCUGGGGACACGGACGUCACUGGUUUGGAUUUGGAUGACAUUGUGCACAUCCGUCGGCGGGAAGUGGUCAUCUAUCCUGAUGAUGUGAAGAAACCGCCCGUUGGUUUCGGUCUGAACAAGCGGGCCGAAGUCUGCCUCGAGUCAAUUUGGCCCACGGACAAAGCCACACGUGAGCCCAUCAAGUCUCCAGAAAGAUUGAGUGUGAUGCGUUUCGAGGAACGCCUUGAACGGGCCACCCGACGGAUGGACGCAAAAUUCAUCGAAUAUCGACCAGAAUCCGGGUCUUGGGUGUUCGAGGUUAAGCAUUUCUCUAAAUACCGUUUGGAAGAUUCCGACGACGAUGAUGCAGGACCCGCUAUGAAGACCUCUACUGAUGACAAAGGCGACUCGGUGUCUAUGGAGCUUGAUUCACAACUGUGUCUUGAAACAUCGGAGAAAUUUACACAUGUGUUGCAGAAAUCAGUCGCCCCACUGAAGAUCGUCAGCGAGUCGAUCUCCGCGAUAAACGGUGGUACACAUCUAACCCAUCUUGAUGUCACUACGCUCGAUCAGGAAUGGGAACAAAAAUCUCUUGACUCAGGAGAUGAGUCAGCCUCCACCAUGGUCAUUGAGGACUCAAUGCGUACAACUCCACGGGCUUUGCGACAAAUGCGGGACGCUUUUUUCAACCCCUCCAUCACUGUUGCCCAGCGCAGUCACCGGAGUGCACUCUUUGGCCAGUCUAAUGAUUACGGAGCAGAAGAAAUCGACGAAGCCACCGAUUUUGACGCACCCAUGGAGGAGACCGAAACUGCCCUAGUGUGGUCUAACAGCAUAACGGCCAAACGAUCUCAGCGUCUUUCUAAAUUGACUGACGAGAUGAGCUAUGACAAACCAAACAUAUACAGCUCAACAUCCCGUCCUCGGGCUCAAGAACCCUACCAUUUCGGUCCUUCUCCUAAAAAAAUUGUCCGUACUCUUGACGAACCUGCAACUAUUCGUUCUAAACAGGAGGGACCAGGUAUCGACUCCAACCUACAGGCCGGUCAGAUCACCCGUGUAAAGUCUACGACCCCGUUUCAUCCGAUUCGUUACGAAAAGUUUUCCGACGGCGUUCCCCUCAGCCGUAAAAGAAUCCCUCCAGUCACCGCGAGGUUACAUCUCGCAAGGCUUUCCAACUUACUGAACGUCGAGAGGACUCUUUCCGAUGAGCAUAUUCAACUAGUAACGCAAACAUACCCCUAUGACUAUCUCUCCCGGUUUUAUUCAGGAGGCAACGUUAGUGCCUUUCAGAUCAGCGAAUCUGCUGCUGUGUUGUCUCGUUUGCUUCUUGAUGUUGGUCUCUGGCGUGGUCAUGGAAUGCGCGUGUCCUGGGGACAAACCCGGUCUCUAGAGCUGCACUCAGUUGGUCUCGUAACCGCAGGAUCAGCGACGAAUUCCCCGAAUCCGCCAUCUUCUUCUCGAACAUCUUUCCAGGUUUCCAUCAGUUGUUGGUCUUCAUUCGUAAACGAGGCUGACGAGCAUCUGCUCAAUGGAGCUCUUCUCACUUCGGUGUGUUCUACCGAAGGGGAUCCAAAUCCUCAGUCACUGUGCCCCCCGUCAGAUCACUGUCCUCUUUGGCAACCAACCUCUGGUCUUGGACCACUCGAGGCGUAUAGCCGGGUACUUCGUUGUGAAUUCCCAGAUGCCAUCGAGCCACUAAGCCAAGAUAGUCCGAACGCCCGUAUGAUGUUGGUUCGUCGCUUAAUGGGCCUCUGUUGCGCCCUAUGGGGUCAACAUCCUCAGGAGUCUACUGCCGCGACUUUGCUUAAAAAAGAUGCUGAUUUUGAAGCGAACGUUCCCAACGGCGCCCAGGAUUGCAAUGACAUGAACUUAGACAGCUUUGAUUUAGCUAGCGAUGAGAAAACAGAGGCGGACUCGCCCGCUAAUGAUUUGAACCUUGAAUCUGACGCCUUGCGCCGUCUUGCUCGCAAGCAAGCCAUAUCAGAAUGGAUCCGGGCUCAAUCGUACCCGUGGCUUUUGAACCAGUUGAGCCAUUUGAAUCUGCUUCACGUAUGUCAACCCAGAAACGGUACCAGUUCGGAUGGCUCUGCUUUGCUGGACCCUCCGUUCCCACUGUCGAAGAAGGUAUCUGCAGAUGAUGUUGGCAAAGGAAUUUUCUACUGUUUGCUCGCUGGUGAACCUGGUGCCGCUUGUCGCUUGGCCCUCGCAGCCUGCAUGCCCAAUCUGGCCAGUCUACUAGCUCACUCCUCAGCAAGCGAUCCUCUCGUUCGACGGGGUUUGCAACGCCAGCUAGUAGUGUGGCAUGACUUGAAGUACGAUCAACAUAUCCCAUUAAAUGUGCUGUGUGUUUACGCUUUGCUGGCUGGGCAAUCUGUAUUCCCACAUCCGAAGCAAUCUCAAACCGAUGUGUUUGUAUUGGAAAAUGUUGAUUGGAUUCGCGCAUUCGGUGCUUACCUGUGGUACAUGACGGAUUACUCCAGCGACGUGGCGGAUGUUAUCAGUGCAUAUAGCUCGGCUUGGCAUUCCUCUUGCACUACUUUAUCUGCGGUUACCAUCCCUCGACCGAUCCCGCCAAAACUGUGCGACCUCGUUUCGCCACCUUUAGUCUCCACGUCGCCUACAGACUUUCCUCCUUAUCGCCCCAGGAAUCCCUCACCCGAAUUUCGCUCAUGGCCACGUGACACCGCAUAUCAUCUGCUCCAGCUCUUUUGUAAGGGACCUCAUAGUCUGGAGCGCACACUGGACCCCUGCUCGGUACAUCAACAACGAUGUGCUAGGACGAACACCUGUACUGCUGACCCAUCGUCACUCCUCGACUGGGCUCCAUCAUGGCAUGUCUGGCGCGUGCUACACGCACUGGGGUAUCGACACUUUGCAUCUCCGAACACACUGUCGCGCAUUUGCCAUGAGUUUGCCGCUCAACUGGAAGACGGCGGAUUGUGGGAGUGGGCUGUUUUUGUGUUGUUACAUCUCCGUGAUCAAACCAUGCGCGAUGCGUGCGUGAAAUCUGUCGUUACGCGUCAUGCCACUUUAGUGCUUCCACCCAGAUCCAAAACUUCUCAGGCAUCUGGGUCAUUUGGAUCGCUAGACGUUGCAGCAGAUCGACUGAAUGAAUUAUCGCUAGCCCCACCUCCUCCUUUCACGCGCGCCGAGAACUUUAUCAUCAAGCUCGGUGUGCCCGCCCGUUGGGUCCAUGAGGCUAAGGCUGUGUUGGCCCACCACAGAUUUCUUGGAUAUCACCAACCAUUCAAUCCGACCGUAUCCGGUCUCAGCAGAUGUGCCCCCGUCCAAUUAAAACGUGCACAGUUGCAAGCCCGCCUGUUCGCCAUUCUUGAAGCGGCACACUGGCUUGCGGCAGAUCACAUCGCUGCAGCACACGAAGUGUGUAUCAGCUAUUUACUUCCGGACUUGGUACUGCGCACCAACCGUUCGUUUGGUUCCAGCAACACUGCGAUUCCUCUCACUCCCGGACAGCCAUCGAGUGUCUCUCAGCUUGGUCACCGCCUGCAAAGUCUGCUUCAACCUUUUCGUUCCUUAAGUGUCGGACUUUUACCGGACGAUUUUGCCACCGGAGUCGGUUUGUAUAUCCGAUACAGUGACAUCCUUAUCCUGUCUGAAAGGCUAGGUGAACUUUGGCGACAUCGAUCAUCCGGCACGAAGGAUGAAAUCAGCGAAACAGCCCACGCUGACCGAGCAACGGAGAUUGAGACACAGGCGCAAUUGGCCGUCGUGUUGAACUCGUUGCAAUCCGAGUUAGAUACAUUCACUGAAUCCCUACAGCACAUGCAGGUGCCAAACCUGAAGGCACGAGUCGUUAAAACUGAGAUGGCCAUUGAAUCUCUGCAACUGGUAUCCGCCUUUCUUGCCGUCACCAUCUCAGACACUCGUUCCGACCCAACGGCUACGCUUGAUCGAUUGAGGCAUCAGCUACUUGCAAUGACGAAAAUCCACCUCCCAGCCGACAUUUGCUUAAAAGAGUUGAGUUCUCUGAGCGAGAUUGAGCUCUCCAUGGGCGUUGUUUGACCAGUUCAUGGAAGUGCCGGACUGAAUUGCAUCGUCUAUCCCCACUGACUUCUAUGAAUCAGAUGUAACUAUUAAGCUGAUGUAUCACACUUUCUUAUGUGUCGUCCGAAGAUACACACGUUCCGUAAAAAUGUUUACUCAUGUAUAAGGAAUUUUGAUUUAAAUGUGUUGCGGUUUC